CCCCCUGCUGCUGCUCUUCACAGAGCUCAACCCAAAAUUCUCAGCCAUUGUUGAGGGUUUAUCAGGAGUUUUAGCUGAUAAAUCCCAACUACAUUGCUAUCUUGGGUGUUGUUUGUGGUGAUUUGAGGAUGGGUUGUGGUAAAGGUGUGGUUUUGCUUCAUUUGUUGCUUGUUUUGGUGGCAUUUGUUGUUGUUGAUGCUGGGCAUGAUUAUGGGAAGGCUCUGAGUAAGAGCAUUCUCUUCUUUGAGGCUCAGAGGUCUGGGUACCUUCCCAAGGAUCAGAGAGUUGGCUGGAGAGGCAACUCUGGACUCUUGGAUGGAAAGGCCAGUGGGGUGGAUCUGGUUGGAGGAUAUUAUGAUGCAGGGGAUAAUGUGAAAUUUGGGCUCCCAAUGGCCUUCACCAUUACCAUGAUGUCUUGGAGCAUUUUGGAAUAUGGUAAGCAAAUGGGUGGAAGUGGAGAGCUAGGGCAUGCCAUUGAGGCUGUGAAGUGGGGCACUGAUUACCUUAUUAAGGCUCAUCCUGAACCUGAUGUUCUCUAUGGAGAGGUGGGCGAUGGGAACACCGAUCAUUAUUGCUGGCAGAGGCCGGAGGACAUGACAACAAAUCGACAAGCAUACCGGAUCGAUGCAAGCAACCCCGGCUCAGACCUUGCCGGUGAGACUGCUGCAGCAAUGGCAUCAGCUUCCAUUGUUUUCCGGCGAUCCAACCCGGCCUAUUCCAACCAAUUGAUCAACCAUGCCAAGCAGCUCUUUGAGUUUGCGGAUAAGUACAAGGGAAAGUAUGACAGCAGUAUUAGAGUGGCUCAGAAAUACUACCAAUCUAUCAGUGGAUAUGCUGAUGAGUUGCUCUGGGCUGCUGCGUGGCUGUAUCAAGCUACCAAUGACAAUUACUACCUAGAUUACCUCAGCAACAAUGGUGAUGCACUUGGUGGAACUGGUUGGGGCAUGACUGAGUUUGGUUGGGAUGUUAAAUAUGCUGGUGUUCAGGUCCUUGCUUCCAAGUUCCUUCUUCAAGGAAAGGCUGGUCAUCACUCAUCAGUCUUGGAGAGGUACCAGCAAAAGGCCGACUACUUUAUGUGCUCAUGCUUAGGAAAGGGCACCCGCAAUGUUCAGAGAACACCCGGAGGGUUGCUUUUCCGGCAGAGGUGGAACAACCUUCAGUUUGUAACAGGCGCAUCGUUCCUAUUGACUGUGUACUCAGACUACCUUGCUUCUUCCGGAAAGAAUGUGCAAUGCCCUUCUGGAACUGCCACACCUUCUGAACUUCUAUCUUUCGCCAAGUCUCAGGUAGAUUACAUACUUGGGGACAAUCCGAGAGCAACGAGCUACAUGGUGGGUUAUGGUAGCACAUACCCACAACAAGUUCAUCAUCGUGCCUCAUCAAUUGUGUCCAUCAAGGUCAAUCCCUCAUUUGUGAGCUGCAGGGGAGGGUACCAAACUUGGUACAGCCGAAAGGCCAGUGAUCCUAACCUCCUAGAUGGUGCUAUUGUUGGAGGACCUGAUGCCUAUGACAACUUCGCCGAUGAGAGGGACAACUACGAGCAGACUGAGCCUGCAACCUAUAACAAUGCUCCUCUUCUUGGGGUCUUGGCUCGUCUCAAUGGUGGCAAUGGUGGCUUCAAUCAGCUUCUUCCUGUUGUUGUUCCUGCUCCAAAUGUCCCGGCUAAAAAGGAAAAGCCAAUUUCUUUGCCACAGCCUCAGCCUAAGCCUAUGCCAUCUCCUGCUCCAGUUACCAAAGCAUCAUCACCAUUCACCAUUGUACAAACGGCAACAACAUCUUGGAAUGCCAAGGGUAAGACAUACUACCGCUAUUCGACAAUUGUGACAAACAAAUCAGCAAAGACAGCAAAGAACAUCAAUAUAUCCAUUUCAAAACUAUACGGUCCAAUCUGGGGGCUGAGCAAGGCUGGCAAUGGCUACUCAGUCCCAACCUGGCUCAGCUCCUUGCCUGCCGGAAAGAGCUUUGAGUUCGUUUACAUUCACUCAGCCUCUCCAGCCGACAUUUGGGUUUCAGAAUACACACUAGUGUGAAGAAAAUCACCUCCAAACUCUCCGAAAAAGACAACAAGGAUAAAACAGAAAGAAUUUGGUUUGUGUUUUUGUGGUUGCAGUGCUUAUGGUUGUGCAGCAAAUACAGCUAUGCUAGAGGAGGCUUCUUUUUACAGUCAAGUCUCCCUUUACCUCAUCUUGUGUUAGUUUUAGGAGUGUUUAGCUUUUAUAUAUUUAUAUGUAUGUUAAUAAGAAUUGUAGAGGAUUUGUGGAGAAAGGAGUGAAGAGACAUAAAUGAAAGUGCUCAUCCUCUUUCUCCACUGCCUUCAUUAGAGGUAUCCAUUAUAGAACUAUUUGAGUGAGAUUGAGAAAGAAGAGUUUUGGUUGAGAGGCUUGUGAAGUGGUCCUCAAUUCCAUCUCUUUAAAUGAGUUUGUUUUGCUUUAAAACUUGCAUUUGUUGUAAGCUUUGUCUUCUUCCACUUUUUAAUCAAAUGAAGAGUUUGUGUUAUCA
Messenger RNA from Dioscorea cayenensis subsp. rotundata (Guinea yam), 2499 nucleotides. RefSeq names its product endoglucanase 6-like. NCBI's taxonomy places the organism in Eukaryota, Viridiplantae, Streptophyta, Magnoliopsida, Dioscoreales, Dioscoreaceae. The record is from RefSeq and is a predicted model, not a curated record. Gene Ontology annotation, molecular function: carbohydrate binding; hydrolase activity, hydrolyzing O-glycosyl compounds. The coding region runs from base 129 to 2030 and encodes 633 amino acids. The transcript is spliced from 9 exons. Gene Ontology annotation, biological process: carbohydrate metabolic process.